Messenger RNA from Dimorphilus gyrociliatus, 3386 nucleotides. The record is from the annotation of a GenBank genome assembly. Lineage: Eukaryota; Metazoa; Annelida; Polychaeta; Dinophilidae.
GUGAGAUGUAGUAGCCGACGCCAUUUUUUAACGGAGGCGAUCCUACAACAAAGUUGCUUCAUCAAUCUAGUUAUUGUAAACUCUAGCUGAAUUUUGCAUUACUAAAAAGGAUACCAAUAAGGUAAAAUGAUUAUUUUAGAAAAAAAGGAGCUCUAAAAAUGCUUCACGUAAUAGAAAAUACUUUCUUUAUUAAUUUGUCAUCCCUGAGUAUGGUAGCGCCCAAACCAGGCGAUUUAAUCCUUGUAGUAUGGGGGUGUCUACAAUUUUAACGGCAAAUAAACUAGUCGAAAUGGUUUCUUUCAGGUCACCUAAAAAUGGACGAAGAAGAAAACAAUGGAGAACCAUCAAGUUCCGAUGGAUGGCCCUCAACCACUCAAUACGAUCAAAUUAUGCAAAUAACCAGAUCCCAUUAUAUCUCUUCAAAUCAAUACGAAAAUCAAGCAGGACCGUCCACUAAUUUUUCGGUUUCUGAUUUGAAUGUUUCCGACCAAGACUAUGCAGUACAGUUCUUAAUACCAAACGGAGAAUCUCAUAUACUGGCUCCAUCAACUUCUAAUGUAUCUUCAAGAACCUAUUCCGAUACUUCGGAGGCUUCUCCUUUAGUUCAUUCUUUAGACAGAUUGGUCAAAAGUCAUGGAUUAGAUAGUUUUCAGAAUGAGCCUGAUACAACCCAAGAAGACAGUCAGGAUCAUUUAAGUCAAAUUCAAGCAGAAAGAAUUAUAGCUGAAGCUGCAAUAUCCGAUUCGAAUGCGGUUGUGGACAGUUCCAGUGGAGUCUUAGAUUCUACUGUCAGUCAAAGCUCACCAAAUAUUGACGCAUGUCAACCGUCGACCACGUUGGAUGCGAGUAUUGAUACUACAAUGAAAACACCUAAUUCUGUUGUCCAAGCAAGAAUUAUUGAAAAUUCAGAUUUGGUAAUAACUUGUCAAGAUAGUGACAUACAGUCGACUGAGAGGAAAGCAAAGAGAGGUGUUGGUAUGGAAGAUUUCGAUGGAUACUUUAGGGUUAUGGAGUACAACGUGAAUCAAUUUUGGUGUCAAGACUGCAGCAAAUAUUAUGACGAAGAAUGUCUUAUACAUAAUAUACUCUCAGUUCCUGAUAAACCUGUCGAUUCGAAAGCUCGUGCCACUUGUCCUGCCCAAUUAUGUAUUGGAAAAAUCGAUGGUCAAGAAGGCGUUGGUCUGUUUGCUAAAAAGAAAAUUUUGAAAAGAACAAGAUUUGGACCAUUUGAAGCAGAAUAUGAAAGAGAAUCUGAUGGGCAAGGCUUUAUUCUUCCUAUUGAAGAUAGCGAAACAAAAAAUAUUGUCUACAUUCAGGCAACAGAUGAAUCGAUCUGCAACUGGAUGAUGUUCGUGAGGCCAGCAACUGAUCACAGGCAUCAAAAUUUAAUGGCUUACCAACACGGGGGCCAUAUUUACUACAACGCUUUAAGAGAUAUUGAUGUCAGAGAAGAGCUUAGAGUUUGGUAUGCACCGCCGUAUGCGGCAAGAUGGGAUUUUGAGUUGUUGAAAGUUGAUCAUGAAGGAAUCGCCGAAUCGGACAAAAAAUACAAAUGUUUUGAAUGUUCGGCAAGUUUUGAGACACCAUCAAAGUUUGAAGCUCAUUUAAGUCAGCACGAAGCGGAAGAAGAAAGGGAAGAAGCACGACUGAAAGUAUCUUUGAAAGGCAAAAGAGGACGUAAUAAGGAUAAUGAUUACAUACAAGCCAAUUUGAAAAAGCGCAAAAGUUCUAUCUACUUGAAUAGAUUAUCGAGGGAUUCUGUUAAACGAUCUUUAAGGAGAGUACAACAACGAAGAGUGUCAUGUAGUGUCUGCAAUAUGGCUUUCGAUGAUACUAGAAUUCUAAGUAUACAUGCAACUUCACACGAAGAACAUCCUGUUGAGUCAAUAGACUAUGAAAAUUUAACGUGCCCAGUUUGUAACAAGACUUUCGUGUCGCAUGGAGAAUUAGUAGAGCAUACCACAAGUCACGCUCGGGUUAGACUGUCAAUGAAGAAAGCACGUUUUAAGCCGUUUACGUGUUCAACUUGUCUUAAAAAAUUUACAACUCAUGAACGGCUAGAGGCCCACAGAAAAGUUCAUACUGGAGGUGAUGAAGUCAGACCAUUAACUUGUAGUGUCUGUAAAAGAAAGUUAAUGAAUAACUCUGCUUUGGCAUGUCAUAUGAAGACACAUUCUAGCGAUAAAUUUUUUGAUUGCCCAAUUUGUGACGAAAAAUUUGAUCAAGUUCAUAACUUAAAAGUACAUGUCAAAGGCCAUUCGGUGAAUGGAUGCUAUUUUUGUCCAAAAUGUCCUAAAAAAUUUACCGAAUAUGUACACAUCAGAAAACACAUGAAAGCCGUACACGGUGAUAAAUGUUUCCAGUGCAGUCAAUGUCCAAAAUCCUUUCCGAGAGCGGAUAAACUGCGUUUGCACAUGCUAGUUCAUUCGGAUAAAAAAGAGUUCAUGUGCGAUCAAUGCGGUCGGCAAUUUAAAAGAAAAGAUAAACUAAAAGAUCAUACAGCCCGAAUACAUAAUGCUGACCGUAAACCUCGUCACCGUAUUGGUACAAGUCAAAGACGAUCUAAUCAACAAGAUGAUGAUAGUGAGCUACAGUCCUGUCGCGCAAAUAAGGUUCCUCCGACUGAGUAUCAACGUUACGUAUACAAGUGUGAAACUUGUAUGCUGGGAUUUAAGCGUAGAGGAAUGUUGGUUAAUCAUUUGGCCAAGCGUCACCCCCAAAUGUCAAUUGAAGAAGUUCCCGAGUUGACCUAUCCGAUUUUGAAGACACAGAGGGAUUAUUAUUGUCAGUAUUGUGAUAAAACAUAUAAAAGCAGCUCUAAGAGAAAGGCGCAUAUUCUAAAACAUCACCCUGGUCAGGAAUUACCGCCUUCAGGCAGACAUAGUACAAUGGAUGAGGGAGAUAAUACAUUUAGCACGCCAGUUGGAAAUAUGACUGUCACUCCCCACGCAUGCAAUAUGUGCCAUAAGCAAUAUGCUAGUAGAGCAAAAUUAUUUCAACAUCAAAGAAAAGACCAUCCACAACAUAAUUUGGCCCCACCGUUACUUAAAAAGAAAGCCACAAAAUUACCCACUGAUAAUCAAACUCAAUUAGUCGGACAGAUAUUGGUACAGGAUGGUACUGGUGGAGCUGGUCAUACUCUCCUUGUGCCUCAGCAUCAAUUUGUCUUUCAAAAUGAUCAGGGUACUAGUGAUCAACUGCAAUUGAUAACCUUCAAUGGAAAUGACCUGCUGCAGCAAGCUGUUUGUGAGGCUAUCUCUCCAGAUCAGCGUCUAAACGUUUUACAGCUACAGCAAUUUGGAAAUGAAAACACCAUAACAUUGAAGAGUGGAAAUGAAGGUACCUCUACUCUGACCCAUUUCGAAUCGCAAGAAGACAAUUUGUAA